Messenger RNA from Trichophyton benhamiae CBS 112371, 3228 nucleotides. Its product is annotated as sensor histidine kinase/response regulator, putative. The record is from RefSeq and is a predicted model, not a curated record. The transcript has 2 exons. Bases 1 to 3228 code for a protein of 1075 amino acids. Lineage: Eukaryota; Fungi; Ascomycota; Eurotiomycetes; Onygenales; Arthrodermataceae. Gene Ontology annotation, molecular function: phosphorelay sensor kinase activity; histidine phosphotransfer kinase activity. Gene Ontology annotation, biological process: protein autophosphorylation; phosphorelay signal transduction system.
AUGACCCUCGCAGAGGCCUCCAACUCCGGCAUGGCCUCCACCGCCACCCCCAAUGGCAAGGAGAGCUCCUCCAGUUCUUACAGCGCCGUUGACUUCGAACGGUUCACCGUCAGUGCCCAGGAGAAGCUUGCCGCCGACCUCAUGUAUCGGCAAUUCGAGACUGGCCAAAGUAAUGCCAUUGAGCGACUGGUAGCGUUGAAAGCAGACUUGCGUGAUACAGGCGACGAUGCAUUCUGGAGAGACCUUAUGAAGGAACUGACCAGUAUAUGCAACGCUCAGUGUGGUUUUGUGGUAGAGGAACUGGCCUCGCAUGGUAGCACCGAGGAUGCUACAGGUCUCUCGUCCUCGACCUCCCACCUUGCACCGAUCGUCUACUAUAACAAUGGAUCGGACGAAAUUAUCCAUCGGAACUACAAACCAUGGGCUUGGGACCUGCCUUACCACAUUAUGGCUAGGGAUAUGCACAAGUCAUUUCUCGUGGCUGACAACCUUGUUUCGCUUGUCGGAGAGUCUGGCAUGGCUCAUUUUCCCUUUCCUAUGGCUGCCUGCCUGGCAGUCCCGCUCUUCGAUUCCCGUGUCCCUGUCGCUCGCGUGGGUCUUAUGUGGACAACUGUUGGGCUGGAAAAGAGGAAUGUUUCUUGGGCGUAUCUAGAGAUGAUACUGCACUCGUUGGAAGACUUAAUACUACAGCGAAUGGAGGAGAGCGCGACAAUUCGCCAGCUCGAGAGCCGCUACUCUCAAGAAAACGAGCGCCAGAUGGAGAGAGAAAGAGAAAGAGCCCGGGAGAUGGAGCGAUCCAGGUGUCGCUCUCAAUCUUCUAAUCGCCAUCCCACUCCCUACCGACCAGGCGCAGGCCAACCGACUCUCAAGCUAUAUGCGCGCAGUAUGUCCCAUGAGCUACGGACACCCAUGCACGGCGUCGUCGGGAUGCUCGAUAUGAUCCAUGGAACGGUCGCAGACACUAUCCAGAGGGCAUCGGAUGGGAACGAGCAUUUGACUGCCGCUAUGGUCAAGACCUUCGAAAGUCUCAGGGGCGAUAUCGAGAUGGUUCAAGAAGCUGCGGACAACAUCGUCCAUGCCUAUGACCUUAACAUGCAAGUCCCAGAUACCCUCGAAAACUCCAUAGCGGACGACACCCCUUGCCUCUCCCGCCAAUUUUCCUCCCAUCCUUCAAAUGAACUACGGCCCAUUUUUGGUGCAGGAAUCGAUGUCUCUAUCAACCGUAAACGACCAUAUGGUACUGAUUCCUCCCGUGGAUCUUCUCCCGCCCGCCAGCCCAGGUCAGUCAAAUCUCCCCGACGUGAGCGUUCACGAACUGCGGAAGUCAGGAGCGUCGUUGAGGAGAGUGACAAGAUCGUACAUUCAACGCCGGCUAGGGGAGAUAUUCAAGAUGCCUUUAUGGACGCUGUAGCCCCUCCAGAUAAUGAUGCCGAUAGUCCUGAGAAUCAUAGAGAGCAAUCAGAUAAAGCAUCACGUCCCCGCAAACACACCCGGUCUUUGUCCCGAGUAACCCGUCCUGUCCCUAUCUUCCCGCCCAUGGUUCUACAUUAUACCAAGAUAAGGGAACUGCUUCGUCUUGUGAUUAAUGAAUCCUUACAUGUCGGUGGCCGUCCCGAUUCAACAAUCACAAUACCUACCGACACCGGAGAACGAAUUGAAAUCCGUUCCCGUUCCUCGAAUGGUACUGCAUCAACAAAGCAAAUUUCCUGGUCUGUCGACGAUUGUGUCCCUGAAACACUAUACGUAGACGAAAAGGAUCUUGCCAAACUCGUUUCCUGCAUUUUCCUGAACGCCCUCAAAUUCACAGAAUCAGGCUCUAUCAAUAUCACGGCAAAACUGAACCAUACGUCACGAUAUGUCAUUAUCAAUGUCACAGAUACCGGUACUGGAAUCCCGGAGGCUUUUCUACCCAAUUUAUUUAAAGCUUUUGCCAGGGAAGACGGGUCAACUACCCGCAGUAAAGAAGGACUUGGACUGGGCCUUCUUGUGGCCAAGGGACUAUCAAGAAAGCUUGGUGGUGAUCUAAUAUGUGUGCGCUCCUCAACCUCUGGAGAGCUCCAGGGUUCAGAAUUUGAGAUCCGCUUGCCCAUUGUUCCGAAUGAUGUUCUCAGUAGGCCGAGUACACCUAGGACCUGUGCCUCAGUGAAUUCGACCGCUAGCACUCAUACAUGCAUAAACGCUAUCAGCGAAGUUAAUGGUGGUAAAGAGAGCCAACUGGACGGCCAUGCACGCGAAGCAGAGCAUCCACAGGAUAUCGCAGUACCAUCAACAGAGACGCAUAUACCAAUUUCUUCUCGGCCUACAACACCCCAAUUACAAACGCAAGCACAAGCGCAAACUCGUACCUUCGACGUUGUUCAAUCUCCGGUACACAGACCGCCACUACCCGUGUCUUUAUCCACGCCUAUUAUCUCAACUCCUAUGUCAACUAUCACUCCAUUCGACCACCAAAGCCCUUACCUCAACGGCCGCCAGACUCUUGCUGAACGUCACCCACUCACUUUCAUGGUCGCGGAGGAUAACCUGAUAAACCGGAAAAUCUUAGUCACAAUGCUUGAACGACUAGGCUAUACAGACGUAUACCAGGCAUUCGAUGGCCGUGAUGCUGUAAGAGUUGUCAAAGAAGUCCUGGAGGGGAACUCCUCCCAAUACGCCGUCGAAGGCAGCACCCCUAAUGCCUCACCAAAAACCAUCUCGCUUCCGCCCCCGGCUCUUCCCCAACAUCAAGACCAAUCCCAACCCCAGCCCUCUCCCGAGAGCCAAAGUCAGUCUCAGAAUCAACAUCAGCAUCAGGCCCAGCCCCAGUCCCAGUCCCAGUCCCAGUCCCAGUCCACGUCGCCUUCCCAAUCACCCUCACCAUCCCCAUCCCCCUGCCAAUUUUCGCCUUCUCCUUCGCGUUCCCCUUCUCCAGCUCCUUCUACUGAAUCAAAAUUUAUUGAUGUAAUCCUCAUGGACCUAUGGAUGCCGGACAUGGAUGGCUACGAGGCCACAGAACGGAUACUCUCCCUCGUCUCUUCAUACCGUGAACGAAUGGUGAAAUAUGACCCUGCAAACGUGCCGCCCCCGGGACCUACGGUGCUCGCCGUCAGUGCAGACGUUACUGACGAAGCGCUACGACGAGCUACUAAGGUUGGCAUGGAAGGAUACAUGACAAAGCCCUAUAAGCUGCGAGACUUGGAGAGGUUAUUGGUUGAGUUUUGUGCGCGACAGAGUAAAUGGAGGAUAUAA